UUUUUGUAAACGUCAGUGAGAGGAAAAUACAAGAAAAGCAGACUAAAAAAGAAACGAAAUUAAGAGAAAGAGAGACGUCACUGCAGAAGCAAUUGAUUUUAUUUUUAAUGUAAAAGUAAAAUUUAGUGAUAUAAAUUUAACAAAAAGUUGUGCAAAAAUUCAAUAACUUUAGAGAAAAAUCAAACAAUUAACUAUUUUAUAAUAAAUUGAACCAGAAAAACAUGGCCGAUAAACCACCAACAGCAAUGCCACCAUCAAGUGAACCAUUUCCAGGUUCCCGCACACCCGGCUGGAAUGAUCCACCAACAUUGGCCUAUAAUCCGCUGUCGGCAUCAUCGGGCGGUGGCCCUGGUCGGCCACGUAUUAGUCUUAACAAACGAGUGGCCUAUCCAUUGCAAGGAACUGUAACGCCCACGACCACAUCAACAAAGCCCAUGGCAGUCGUGUUACCAAAUCAGGCAAGUGCUGGUCUGCCGCCGCCACCACCACCCACAACAGCCACUAUUAUGCAACCCGUGGCUGUGGUCCAUCCCAUGCCCCACACCACAAGUGAACAAGAAAACAUAACGCUACCCACAGAUGCUGUGAGCACAAGUUUUCGUAGCCUAAGGGAACGAGUUCCUCUAGUGCAGGAAUCGAUUAAUGUACGGCGGGAGGAGAUCGAGCGACGUUUGGGCGUCAUAGAGCAACUUUGGCAAACGGGUAAUCUAAGUCCGGCAGUACAACAGAAAAUCUAUCGUUUAAGUCAGGCCGUAUCACGCCGCUCAUACAAUGAGGCCAUGGAAAUCUACACAUCGCUAGUGGCAAAUCAUGCCAACGAAUGUACAACCUGGGCUGUAACACUACGACAUAUUGUAUUGACAAUACCAGUAAAUGAUACUGCGACCGCCAGCACUGAGCUAUUGAGUAAUGCCGCCACCACCACCAGCAUUACUGCCUCAAAUAAUGCUAUAGGAAGCUCCAAUUUAGUUACUGCUGUACCCACCAUGUCUGUUACCGCAAUGCCACGUUCCUCAACGGAAGAAAACCCUUUGUCCUCCUCCUCCUCAUCCAACUCGACUUCAUCCUCCGCCGCCUCUAGAGUUCAACACAUAUGAUAAACAUUUGAAAGGGUGGCAGUUAUAAUGAACAACACAGCAAAACAAUAUUUUAGCAUACACACUUUCCAAGCAAAUUUUCAACUUUUACAUUUGUACACGCAUUUAAAACAAGUGGAUUGAAAGUUUUAAACUUUUUUCCCCUUAAUUUGUGGCUAUUUAAACCAACCAACCAUCCAUUCUUCAUACAUACAACUUUUCCCAAGCAUUCUUUCAAUUAAGGAGAAAGAAAGAAAACCAAUAUGCAAACAAUAACAAAAUUUAAUUAAAAUAAUUACGGCCUUAAUCAAAAACAUUUCACAAAUUAAGAUUAACAAAGAUGUACCAAACAAUUUGCUGCAUCUUUAUGACUUUUAAUUAAUGUUUAUGAUUAAAGCUUUUAAAUACCUAAUCCAUACACUAAACAAAUUAUUUAAUUUGUAGCUCUAUUCCUGCUCAUUUUGAAUCUUCUAAGUUUUUCUUUAUGUAUCAUAGUUUUUUUUUAGCUUUUUUUAUUCGUUCUUAAAUGAUUUUUGCAAUAUAUAUUAUUUGCUUUUACUUAAAAAUUUAUAUUUUUUUCUUCAACUCUCUCAACUUUAGUUUUAUUUAUUGAAUUUGUGGCUUUUUUUAAAAUAAAGUAAAAAGAAAGCUAAACGUAAACCAACAAAAAUAAUAAAAAAAUCUAAAACCUUAGUUAAGCUUGAAUUCCAACAAAACGAAUCUAACAAAUUACCUAAAGAUUAAUUUUUCAUUUCAACUGAAAAAUACUUUUUAAUUGUCUAACAAGAAAAAAAGAAGCAAAAAAGUUUGAAAGAAAAUAAAAAAAGAUGUGAAAAAUUUAAGAAAAAA
Messenger RNA from Calliphora vicina (urban bluebottle blowfly), 1925 nucleotides. RefSeq names its product steroid receptor RNA activator 1. Gene Ontology annotation, cellular component: nucleus. The record is from RefSeq and is a predicted model, not a curated record. The transcript is spliced from 2 exons. Gene Ontology annotation, biological process: regulation of transcription by RNA polymerase II. Bases 222 to 1097 code for a protein of 291 amino acids. NCBI's taxonomy places the organism in Eukaryota, Metazoa, Arthropoda, Insecta, Diptera, Calliphoridae.